Messenger RNA from Aspergillus piperis CBS 112811, 1601 nucleotides. Its product is annotated as glycosyltransferase family 20 protein. NCBI's taxonomy places the organism in Eukaryota, Fungi, Ascomycota, Eurotiomycetes, Eurotiales, Aspergillaceae. Gene Ontology annotation, molecular function: alpha,alpha-trehalose-phosphate synthase (UDP-forming) activity. Bases 136 to 1578 code for a protein of 480 amino acids. Gene Ontology annotation, cellular component: alpha,alpha-trehalose-phosphate synthase complex (UDP-forming); cytosol. Gene Ontology annotation, biological process: trehalose biosynthetic process; cellular response to heat. The record is from RefSeq and is a predicted model, not a curated record. The transcript has 5 exons.
AGCUACUCCCCUUAUAUUAUCUCGCAGUCUCCUAUCAAUUCCCCUCAAUUGACUCAUCUUAUCCUCCACCAUCCUCAAAGCGGGGCACACCCCUUUUGCUCUGCUCUCAAUUGCAUUAUCUCUUUUCUCCCCCCAAUGGCUGCUAACGGUCAUUCUUCCGAAGGCGAUCACCGCCUGUUGAUCGUCUCUAAUCGUCUACCUAUCACCAUUCGUCGCUCCGGGGGUGGGAAAUAUGAGUUUUCCAUGUCCUCUGGUGGCCUGGUGACUGGUUUGAGCGGACUAUCAAAGACCACGACCUUCCAGUGGUAUGGCUGGCCAGGACUGGAAGUACCAGAAGAUGAGGUCGAUUCCGUGAAACAGCGAUUGCAGGAAGAGUUCAACGCCACUCCCGUGUUCAUGGACGACAAAUUGGCAGAUCGCCACUACAAUGGCUUCUCAAACUCAAUCUUGUGGCCUCUCUUGCAUUACCAUCCCGGUGAAAUUGUUUUCGACGAAGCUGCCUGGGAUGCGUAUCGUGAGGCGAACCGUUUGUUCGCGAAGACUAUCGCCCAUGAGGCCCGGGAAGGGGACCUUGUCUGGGUCCACGACUACCACCUCAUGCUUCUUCCGGAGGUUCUCCGCGAAGAACUUGCAGCCUUGGGCAAGAACAAUAUCCGCAUUGGAUUCUUCUUGCAUACUCCGUUCCCGAGCAGUGAGAUCUAUAGAAUCCUGCCCGUGCGGAGUCAGUUGCUGCGCGGCGUGUUGCAGUGUGACUUGAUCGGGUUCCAUACCUAUGACUAUGCGCGUCACUUCCUGAGCUGUUGCUCCCAUAUCCUUGGAUUGGUCACGACCCCCAGCAGUGUCAAAUUCAAGGACAGAUCUGUUGCCGUGGGAGCUUUCCCCAUCGGCAUUGACCCCGACAAGUUCACCGAAGGCCUAAAGAGCCCCAAGGUGCAGAACCGCAUCGCGAGCCUUGAGAACAAGUUCCAAGGCACCAAGUUGAUGGUCAGCGUUGAUCGCCUUGACUACAUCAAGGGUAUUCCCCAGAAGCUGCACGCCUUGGAGGUCUUCCUCUCCCAGCAUCCCGAAUGGGUGGGCAAAGUCGUGCUGGUACAGGUAGCUGUCCCGAGUCGGCAAGAUGUUGAAGAGUACCAGAACCUGAGGGCCGUGGUGAACGAGCUGGUGGGCAGAAUCAACGGAAAGUUCGGAACGGUCGACUACAUGCCCAUCCACUUCAUGCACAAAUCGGUGAGCUUUGAUGAGCUCAUCGCGCUGUAUGCCGCCUCCGACGCGUGUGUCGUGUCGUCGACUCGCGACGGGAUGAACCUAGUGUCGUUCGAAUACGUUGCAACCCAGCAGAAACGCAAGGGGGUGCUAAUUCUGUCGGAGUUUGCUGGAGCCGCGCAAAGUCUUAACGGCAGCAUUGUCGUCAACCCAUGGAACACGGAAGAACUUGCCAAUGCAUACCACGAGGCCGUGUCGAUGAGUGACGAUCUGCGGGCCCAAAAAUUCGAAAAGCUCUACAAAUACAUCUCCAAGUACACCAGUGCUUUCUGGGGCAAGUCAUUCGUUGCCGAACUAUCCAAGUGUUCAACCUGAUUGCUGUUAUGGACUGCAGCGGU